Messenger RNA from Fonsecaea pedrosoi CBS 271.37, 2106 nucleotides. RefSeq lists its product as uncharacterized. Bases 1 to 2106 code for a protein of 701 amino acids. The transcript has 4 exons. NCBI's taxonomy places the organism in Eukaryota, Fungi, Ascomycota, Eurotiomycetes, Chaetothyriales, Herpotrichiellaceae. The record is from RefSeq and is a predicted model, not a curated record. Gene Ontology annotation, biological process: synaptonemal complex assembly; meiotic recombination checkpoint signaling. Gene Ontology annotation, cellular component: nucleus.
AUGGCACAGCAGGUGCUCCUUGCUCCUCCUACUGAACGGAUACUUUCCCAAGCCGAAAGCCUCGCGGUUGUUCAGAUCUUCCUCAACGCAUCGUUGGCCUGUAUCGCCCAUACUAGAGAACUGAUCCCUUGGACAUCGUCCUGCUUCCGCACGCGAUAUGUCGAUCAAAUCACCCUCGAAAGCGACUCGUCUGCCGGAGAGAGCCUGUAUUCAGCUUUUCAAUCGUUGGCACCAGAGAGCGCUGGUGAGGGUCAAGAGGUCAAACUUCUCGUCCGUGGGGGCAAUCGAUGCGCCGAUCAAAUGCUUGAUAUGCUUGAGCAAGGGGUUUUUGACGCCUUGGAUCAAAGCUACCUAGACAGCCUGCGAGUCUUUGUGACCGACGCAGCCCAACGCCAGCCAUCAAUUAUCGAGACUUACCACUUCGCUUUCGCGUACGAACGUGGCACUGUCACCAGUGUGCAUUUGAGUUCGGUAGCUCACGCAUUCGUCUUGGAGAAUGUGCACAAAAGUUUCAGGGUUGCGAUACGGGCUCUGCUUCGUUCGCUCAGGAAUUUACCCCGUCUGCCAGCUCGUCGCAAGCUAGGAAUGAGUCUCACAUAUAACGAGUCAUGUCCUAUGGUAUAUCAGCCACCCGGCUUUGUAGACAAAGAUGAAUAUCAAGAGGGGGAAGGUCAGACAAUGUGUGAGGCGCUGCUGGAUCGAGACGAGGAUGUUGUAGGUAUGCUCGAGUGUGGUUACCAUCAAAUGCGCGUUGCAGUACACCUUCAAGAUGCUGCAAGACAAGAAUCGUUGAUUGAUCUGCAUGACACGGAAAUCAGCAGACAGCUGCAAGCAAUGCAGAAGACCUCCUCCAGCCACAGCAACAAUUUAUUGUCUACCUUGAGAGACUCGUUUCCUGGUUCAAAACGUUCUAGGAACGGCCCAAUGCCUAGUGCGAAACGCCUGCGGCCCUCUGAACCUAAGAAGCCAUCAAGCGAUGAGUCUGUUCCACACAGCGUCGGUACAAACCAACUCACAGAAUUCCAGGGCCCUAGGGGGUCAGCCUUCGCAACUCCAAGACCGGGUCACCGAGGAAGUGCGUCGAAAGAUUGUCCUGUCCAAAAGAGCCUGCCUGGAGAAAAUGGGCUCUGUAUCAGUGUCACAAAGCUCGCAGAGCUUCUCAUACACUGCUAUGCUGUUCAGAGUGGAAAGACUGGUGAAAGUGGAGACGCUUUUGACCAUCGCCUGCUAGCCGACGGUAGGAUCCGACGGCUUAGUCGAUCGAGUCGCAUUGGCUGUGAAUGUGGAAGUCAGCAUAGAUCAAGUUCAAUGCUCUUUUGCGAAGUAUGCGAUAGUUGGCAGCAUAAAGAAUGCUAUGGCCGUGGCGACAGCCUCCCUCCUGCUACCAUACCUGAGGAGCACUUCUGCUAUACCUGCCUCUUGUUUUCCGAAGGGCUAAAACCCCCGAAUUCUCCCCUACUCAUUAUUCUCCUCCGAGUGGCUACAGGCUAUCUCGCAGCAAAGACCACACCCGGAUUGCGGAUUGCCGGAGACUUCCUUCAGACGCAGCUGAAACCAUUUCGCUGGACCAGGGAGGUGCUUGACUGGGCAAUGGAGCGCCUCGUGGAGGAGGGUCUGCUCAAGCCAGUAGCUAGAGGCUUCUUCGAAGUCGGAUCACUUGACGAUGCGGAGAUGUGGCAGGUCAAGGAGCGAUGCAUGGGUUCAUUGGCAUCAGUAAAGGGUCUUUUCGAGACCUGUACAAACCCUGACAAUACGAGGCGCAAUGACCUGCUGAGUUCACUCAAAGCGUACGCUGGUGAAAAUGAUUAUACGACAGCCGAAGGAUGCGAAGAAAUGAUCUCGUACGACGAGUUCGGGGUUCCAGUAUACCGCUGGGGAUAUGACACGGCCACAAGGAAUCCCUCGUUAAAGAACCCCGUUGUCGAGAAGGAACUGACAACGCCGGUUCGUCGACGAAAGAUCAGUAUCUCACGCAUACUGAUCAACAUUGAUCGUUCCCCCUCUGCAGCGAGCAUGAGUCUGGAAGAAUCAACAAAUCGAUUCCGUGACAACAGGAGUUAUAGCACUGAUUGCAGCAACGCAGCCUCGACAGCGACCGCUGACUGA